AUGCUAACUCCUCCUGCAGCUAUCGUGUGCCAUGUCUCUAGCCGAAUGGACUUCGCGCGGGCAUUGCGGCUCGCGAACUCUCUCAGCGCUCGCACGCCUGCCGAUCUUGCGAACUUGGCAGGCUCUGGAUUUGACGACGGGAGCCACGGACUGCCUGACUUCGGCUCCUGCUCUCCAAAAUAUAUUCCGUGGUCGCUGGCACCUGCUCGCGCUGCAUCUCCCGUUCGCGUUCCGGCGAGUCGGCAGUCCAAAAAGCGGCGCGAUUGCAUAGCGCCGCUUCUACGAGCCGUCAGCCGCGCACUCAGAUGCGAGAGGCGACUAAGCCUGCACCGGCGUCCCGCUUGUCUGCGUGAGCCGAUUGCCUGCGAGCGCUCGGAGGAGGACGAGCCAGAAUCGUCAUUGGCCCUCUAUAACCCCUUCGCCGAGGACGUUUAUUGCGAUCAAGAGCUCCCCGCUCCCGCCAACAUUACAAGAUGCUCCUCGCGCGCGUCCUCGCUGUCGGACCCGUCGGACCGGACGGACGGUCUCAGCAACGCUGGCAAGCUUUCAGCUCUGUUCGCCGGCGAUCUGUCGGACCUAUCUGACGAUGGCAGCGAUGCGGCGGUGGCUGGAGAGGCGACGUGCCGGCGGAGUUCUCGAAAACGGGCGCGCUCUCCUUCUCCGAGUACUGCUAUAGGCUCGUCCGAUCAGGCAGCGAGCGGCGGGGCUGGGAAGGAGAAGCGAGCAACAAGAGGACGAAGCCAUACGCGCGCCGUUUGGGACAAGCUACCACCUCGUGAGCCCAAGCUAGUCGAGCCGUCGUCGCCACGCGGCGGGCCGCAGCGCCGUGUGGGCGCGACUGGCGGAGAUGUCGGAGCGCGGCCGCCUGCGCGAAAGAAGAAAAAGAAGCCCCGACACGACCCUGAACACGGACAAAAACGACGAGCUCACCAAGACAGCUUGGGGGAGGCGAAGAAGGGGCUGAAGGAUGACGCGAGGGAGGAUAUACGCGCGCGCUCUGGACCGUGGGGACGCCUCCACAAGGAGAACUCCUCUCGAGGCCGGGCGUUCAGAGUGCACGGCGUAACCGCGGACGCUAGGGUCGAAUACGCUGUCUGCAGAGGCGGCUUUAGAGGGCAGCGCCUGGACCCCUUCGACCUACCCAAAGAUCUACCGACCCUUGAUGCGCUGGAAUUCUGGCGCUAUGACUGGAAGGACGGGAUCAUUGUCGUUCUCGCUGGCAAGUCGGAGGGACAGGGGGCCGCAGAGUUUUGGGCGGACCUCUUCAAGCGUCUCUCCGCCAAGCUCAACGAGCUUCCUGCCGAGCUGCCCGAUGCCCUCCCAGCCGAUAACAAGGACACGGCUAACCGCGGGGACUUCGCGGCGAUCAACUUUGGCGUCUCGUACGGCGGUGGCAACCUCAAACCUCUGGCGAAGGUGCAGCAUGCAAAGGACGGCCGCGUCGCGCAGGAUUAG
Messenger RNA from Peniophora sp. CBMAI 1063, 1455 nucleotides. NCBI's taxonomy places the organism in Eukaryota, Fungi, Basidiomycota, Agaricomycetes, Russulales, Peniophoraceae. The record is from the annotation of a GenBank genome assembly.